AUGGAGGAGGAGGUAGUGCUUGAGGCCUCCAAGCGUCAUGUUCUGGUGCUGGGAGCCGGCAUGGCCGGCCUGGCGGCGGUGCGGGAGCUCCGGCGGAGCUUCUACGUGACGGUGGUGGAUGCGAAGGAGUACUUCGAGUUUACUCCUGGUAUCCUUCGGGCCUAUGUGAAGCCAGACCAUUGGGAGACCCUGGUCUUUCCUUACCAGGAGGUCCUCGAGAGCCGUUUGAAAGUCAGCUUCGUCUGGGGCGAAGUGGUUGCUCUCAACUACCACUGCGCAAAAGUGCAGAUGGUGCAGGGUGAGGAACCUGAGGAGGAGAUCCCCUUCCACUUCUGUAUCAUCACCACUGGUUGCAACUUUGACCAGUUGUCUGAGUAUGGUGUCUCGCCCUGGUUUCCGGUGAUUCACGAGUGUGCUCGGGCGCAGAGGUCGGCCAUGGAUGAACGCUAUUUGGAGUUCCGGCGGCGCCGCAUCCUGCAGGAGCACCAGCAGCUGAUUGAACUCAACAACAAGCGAGCGCACAUCUUGGUGGUAGGUGCUGGCUACCAGGGGGUCCAGUGGGCGUGUGAGCUGCGAUACUUCUUUCCCUCUUUGACUGUCUUCUUAACUGACUUCAUGCCGCGGUGUUUGGGCCCCUUACCUGAAGAGGCCGCGCAAUACUGCGAGGAGUACAUGCGGAGCCACGGCAUCCUCACAAAGUACAACAUCAAGUAUGACCGAAACAGCGACGGCUUUUGGCAAAGGAUCGGUCUUCCCCAUGGAGCCGCCAAGACUUAUGUGCUCUCUGGCGCCAAACAUUCCAACUACUUUGUGGAUGAGGCCGCCCAAAGCCAACGAGGGCCUGGCGGUGGUGGAUGGAUCUUGGUGAAUAAGUUUAUGCAGGUGGUGACCUCCUCCGGCGAGCGCUUGGGGGAGGGCGCCAUCUUUGCUGCAGGGGAUUGUGUCAGUAGCAGCAACGAGGCUCCGAAAUGGGAGCUGCCGCCCUUGCCAAAGACUGGCUUCCCGGCAGAACAGCAGGCGAUGUUGGCGUGCCGGAACAUCAAGGCGCCGGUGUUGCCGACCCAUCGCAUGUGUCGAGCUCCUGUUGGAGACUUCCCAAAGAGGUAUUUGGAGGGUCAUGACGCCUUAGUGGCUUCCCUGGGCCGCUGGGAUCUUUGCCAUCUCCCUGGGCUUCUCGUCGGGACAGAGGGUUUUGAGGGGAGCGUGAGCGCCACGGGCAAGGACCUUCAUGUUGACACCUUUCCUGGCUCGCCAGUCGUCAGCAUAGCCCCCAUGUUCGAGUAG
This is a messenger RNA of Durusdinium trenchii, 1284 nucleotides long. The record is from the annotation of a GenBank genome assembly. NCBI's taxonomy places the organism in Eukaryota, Dinophyceae, Suessiales, Symbiodiniaceae.